Messenger RNA from Fonsecaea erecta, 498 nucleotides. RefSeq lists its product as hypothetical. NCBI's taxonomy places the organism in Eukaryota, Fungi, Ascomycota, Eurotiomycetes, Chaetothyriales, Herpotrichiellaceae. The coding region runs from base 1 to 498 and encodes 165 amino acids. The record is from RefSeq and is a predicted model, not a curated record. The transcript has a single exon.
AUGACUACCGCCGCCUACUUGGGCGCGGCGCUGUGCUACGACGCCGCGCACGUGGGGGUGUACGAGAGCGCGUGCGUGGACGCGAACCCGGAGGGCAACUGGUACGGGAUCAACGGGCGGCAGUUCAACUGCAAGGGCAUCCUGAUGUACAACUUCUACGUGGGGCUCUACGACGCGGGCGAGACGGCGCAGUGCGUGUGCAAGUUCGCCAACACGGCCGACGGCUGGGCAUUCGACGGCCACUGGGGUCCGUGCAACGGCGCCUGCGUCGCCGCCAAGUACGCCUGCGACGGCAACACGCCUUACGUGGUCGUCAGCGACAGCGACGCAGCUGAUGCCGUCGUCAAGCGCGCCACGCCCACCAACGCCACUAGCGGCUCGACGCCCUCCUCCUCCUCGACUUCGUUUGCCGCCCCGCGAACCGUCGGCAAUUGGAAGACAGCCCUCUGCGUCGUCGCCACCACCUUGGUGUCGGUGUUGGUCAGUCACAUUGCAUGA